This is a messenger RNA of Brassica napus (rape), 838 nucleotides long. Its product is annotated as leucine-rich repeat extensin-like protein 5. The coding region runs from base 260 to 760 and encodes 166 amino acids. The transcript has a single exon. The record is from RefSeq and is a predicted model, not a curated record. Lineage: Eukaryota; Viridiplantae; Streptophyta; Magnoliopsida; Brassicales; Brassicaceae.
AAUAUGAAGCUUCUUUAACCAUAUAAAGAUAUUUAUAAAGUUUAACCUACACAAAUGUUAAAAAAAAAAAAACAUUUUACAAAAAAAAAGUUUAUAAUAAAUUGGUGAGAAAUAAAAGGAAGUAUUGGAUACAGUCUACACGUUCUUCUGCUUCACUCUAAUACUUGUGCGCCCUUCUCUUCUUUGUCUUCUUCCUCAAAUUUGCUUCGUUCACUUUCAGAUUCUCUCACCAGACACGAACUCCAGAUUCAUCCCGACAAUGGAAACAUUCCAUCUCCUCCUUUUUCUUUCCCACUUUCUCUUCUUCACGACGUACACCACGCUUACCUCAGCAAAAUCUCAGAUCGUUGACUGUACAAUGUGCACUUCUUGUGACAACCCUUGUCAGCCGAACCUCUCUCCUCCGCCUCCGACUCCAUCUCCUCCGCCUCCAGCCACCACCACCACCACUGCUUGUCCUCCGCCUCCUAGAUCCGGCGGUAGUGGUGGUGGUCCUUACUACUACUACCCACCUCCUUCUCAGUCUGGCUCUUACCGUCCACCACCAUCUUCUUCCGGCGAUGGUGGCUACUAUUAUCCGCCGCCGAAAAGUGGAGGGAACUACAACCCCUAUACGCCGCCGCCAAACCCAAUCGUUCCGUACUUUCCGUUUUACUACCACAGCCCUCCCGAGCAAUCUAUUGUGUCGGCCGGAUCUGAUGUGAAAGUCAAACUCUCUUACGCGUUUUCUUUGGUUAUAAUUUUUGCUCUUUACUUAUAAGACAGAUAAUUGUAACAUCAAGACACCCUCAGAUCUUUGUAAGGAAGAACACUAUGCAUGAGAGAUCUUUUAUUAUUC